This is a messenger RNA of Caenorhabditis auriculariae, 914 nucleotides long. The record is from the annotation of a GenBank genome assembly. NCBI's taxonomy places the organism in Eukaryota, Metazoa, Nematoda, Chromadorea, Rhabditida, Rhabditidae.
AUGUCCUCAGGUGACCUCCUACUUCCCUAGAUGUACGAUCAGAAUUUCAGCUCCGAAGUUAUUCUUAAACACCGAUUUUUCAACACUAACACAGCUUCUGCUAGCAUUCAUAUCGAUAUUCAUGACACCCCUGAUGAUUGGCAACUGCGCGAAGAAACGAGUUUGUGGUUCCAAAUUUGAAUUUCCGUUCAAAGUAAUUUCGGCAAAAUAGAAAAAAUCCAAAAGAGAUGAAAAUUUUUGGAGAGUCAGAAAUCGAAAGAUUACUUUGAGCGCGUCGUAAAAUUCGGAAAUAUAGAAUCACGCUGUAAACAUGGACGAUGAAGAAAUGGCAAACGAUGAAGAAGGAGCAAACAAACGGAAAAAUGCCGGCUACGAAGAUCGGCUCAAGGUUGAAUCACUAGGCUAUCAACCUAAACUACAUCGUUUUCAAGAAGCCCAACAACAUCAGAUCGAAAUUGAAAAACGACUUUUGGCAAGCGAUUUCUGAGAUAUCUGACGUGAGUUGUUCUAAAAAUGUCUCUUCAAGCCGAGUUCUGUAAGAGACCGCAUCACACUCCGCCACCCAAUUCGGCAGUCCCCGCUCGUUCAGUUCUCCGAACUGCGUGCCCUAUUCACGGCGCCUUCUCCACGGCGAAGACAGGAGCGCAAGAAACUCGUGAAUUGACGGAAAACGAAGCAAACGAUUGUUUCUGGUCGGAAGGAAAUUUAGAAGACACCCAACUGACGCAAUGUCCGUCUACGGAAGAAUGGAACGUCAUGAAGGAGACGGACCCCGCAAGUGAGACAUUUUUUGAAAUUAUUUUUCAUAACUAAAUCCAGAAUGCUCAAAUGCCGAACGGGAAGAGUCUGAAGAGGUAGAAGUGGACAGAUGCACAUGUACCAAGAACAAGAAGUCUGUGCAUUUUGCCAAGUAG